Brassica oleracea var. oleracea is the source of this 3592-nucleotide messenger RNA. Its product is annotated as alpha,alpha-trehalose-phosphate synthase [UDP-forming] 1. Gene Ontology annotation, biological process: trehalose biosynthetic process. The transcript is spliced from 16 exons. Gene Ontology annotation, molecular function: alpha,alpha-trehalose-phosphate synthase (UDP-forming) activity. Gene Ontology annotation, cellular component: cytosol. The coding region runs from base 591 to 3446 and encodes 951 amino acids. The record is from RefSeq and is a predicted model, not a curated record. Lineage: Eukaryota; Viridiplantae; Streptophyta; Magnoliopsida; Brassicales; Brassicaceae.
CAUCUUUGAAAAAACCUAGUUCUUACGUCAUCUCGUGAUUGCUAAGUGUGUAUGCGUGUGAUCUUUCUUUGCUCUUCACCGGCGGUGUCAAUAUAAUUGAUUUAGUUCUUGGUGAAUUAUAGGAAGAUUUUUCUAGACUUUAUUUUAUUUUUGGGUUAUGAGUGGUGAAAAGAAGAGAAGAUAGAUUAAAGUCUUUGGUGUCUUUUCUCAGACAAGAAUCUUUUUUGGUGUAAUUAACACUUGCAUGGCUGUGAAGACUCUGUGUAGUCUGUAAAGCUUACACGAGGAUUUUGCUGCUCCCCUCUCUCUGUGAUAAUAUCUCUCCCACCGUUCCCUUUCUAGCUUCUCACCAUCUGUUUCUUUUGGCUCUAUUUACUUACCAUCUCUCUCGAUGAUAACGACUUGAAACCCACCUCAAGAAAGUUUUUUAAAAUAUAUAUAUCCUCAAAUUAAGCCUUUUGUCUCGUGUAUAAGGAUCACUGGUCCUUUUUUCUUUUGAGUGGCUGUGAAGAUGUGUGAUUCAUGUGCCCUUCCUGGUUACUCUCUGGAUUGAAACUGAGCUUCUUUAGGUUCUGUUUUGGUGUGAGCGUAUGCCUGGGAACAAGUACAACCUCAGUUCUUCUCACAUCCCCCUCUCUCGGACAGAACGGCUCUUGAGAGAAAGAGAGCUUAGAGAUAAGAGGAGGAGCAACCGUGCUCUCAAUCCCAAUGACAAUCCUGACAACUCUGAGAACGACCUGCGUUUAGAAGGUGACAGUUCAAGGCAACAAUAUGUUGAGCAGUACCUGGAAGGUGCUGCUGCUGCUAUGGCUCACGAUGAUGUCUGCGAGAGACAAGAAGUAAGGCCUUACAACAGGCAACGGCUCCUUGUAGUGGCUAACAGGCUCCCUGUUUCUGCUGUGAGAAGAGGUGAAGAUUCAUGGUCUUUGGAGAUCAGUGCUGGUGGCCUAGUUAGUGCUCUCCUAGGUGUGAAGGAGUUUGAAGCCAGAUGGAUUGGAUGGGCUGGCGUUAAUGUGCCUGAUGAGGUUGGACAGAAGGCACUUACCAAAGCUUUAGCUGAGAAGAGGUGUAUACCUGUGUUCCUUGAUGAAGAGAUUGUGCAUCAGUACUACAACGGUUACUGCAACAACAUCCUAUGGCCUCUGUUUCACUACCUUGGACUUCCACAAGAAGACCGUCUCGCCACAACAAGAAGCUUCCAGUCUCAGUUCACUGCGUACAAGAAAGCAAACCAAAUGUUUGCUGAUGUUGUGAAUGAGCAUUAUGAAGAAGGAGAUGUUGUCUGGUGCCAUGAUUAUCAUCUCAUGUUCCUUCCUAAGUGUCUCAAGGAGUACAAUAGUAAGAUGAAAGUUGGUUGGUUUCUCCACACACCGUUCCCUUCUUCUGAGAUACACAGGACGCUUCCUUCAAGAUCAGAGCUGCUUAGAUCAGUUCUUGCUGCUGAUUUAGUAGGUUUCCAUACGUAUGACUAUGCAAGACACUUUGUGAGUGCGUGUACUCGGAUACUUGGGCUUGAAGGAACACCUGAGGGUGUUGAGGAUCAAGGCAGGCUUACUAGAGUAGCAGCUUUUCCAAUUGGUAUAGAUUCUGAGAGGUUUAUAAGAGCACUUGAAGUACCAGACGUGAUACAACACAUGAAGGAGUUGAAAGAACGGUUUGCUGGCAGAAAGGUGAUGUUAGGUGUUGAUCGGCUUGAUAUGAUCAAAGGGAUUCCACAGAAGAUUCUUGCAUUUGAAAAGUUUCUCGAGGAGAACGCAAGCUGGCGUGAUAAAGUGGUGUUACUGCAAAUUGCAGUGCCGACAAGAACAGAUGUCUCUGAAUAUCAAAAACUGACAAGCCAAGUUCAUGAGAUUGUUGGACGCAUUAAUGGUCGUUUUGGGACACUGACUCAAGUUCCAAUACAUCACCUGGAUCGUUCUCUGGACUUUUAUGCUUUAUGUGCACUUUAUGCCGUCACAGAUGUUGCACUUGUCACAUCUCUGAGAGAUGGGAUGAACCUUGUCAGCUACGAGUUUGUUGCUUGCCAAGAGGCUAAAAAGGGUGUUCUCAUUCUCAGUGAGUUUGCAGGUGCUGCACAAUCACUAGGUGCUGGAGCCAUUCUUGUGAACCCUUGGAACAUUACAGAAGUUGCUGCCUCCAUUGGCCAGGCUCUAAACAUGUCACCUGAAGAAAGAGAGAAAAGACAUAGGCAUAACUUUCACCAUGUCAAAACUCACACUGCUCAAGAAUGGGCUGAAACUUUUGUCAGUGAACUAAAUGAUACUGUGAUUGAGGCACAACUAAGAAUUAGCAAAGUCCCACCUGAGCUUCCACAGGAUGAUGCUAUUCGCCGGUAUUCAAAGUCCACCAACAGACUACUAAUCCUGGGCUUCAAUGCAACACUGACUGAGCCAGUGGAUAACCAAGGGAGAAGAGGUGAUCAGAUAAAGGAGAUGGAUCUUAACUUACACCCAGAGCUGAAAGGACCGUUAAAGGCACUAUGUAGUGAUCCAAGUACUACCAUAGUUGUCCUAAGCGGAAGCAGCAGAAGCGUUUUGGACAAAAACUUUGGAGAGUAUGAUAUGUGGUUGGCAGCAGAGAAUGGGAUGUUCUUAAGGCUUACAAAUGGAGAGUGGAUGACUACAAUGCCAGAACACUUGAACAUGGAAUGGGUUGAUAGCGUUAAGCAUGUUUUCAAGUACUUCACUGAGAGAACACCAAGGUCACACUUUGAAACAAGAGAUACUUCUCUUAUAUGGAACUACAAAUAUGCUGAUAUUGAAUUUGGGAGGCUUCAAGCAAGAGACCUGUUACAACACUUAUGGACAGGACCAAUCUCUAAUGCAUCAGUUGAUGUUGUCCAAGGAAGCCGCUCUGUUGAGGUCCGCGCCGUAGGUGUGACCAAGGGAGCUGCAAUAGAUCGCAUUCUAGGAGAGAUAGUGCAUAGCAAGUCCAUGACCACACCGAUAGAUUACGUCUUGUGCAUUGGCCAUUUCUUGGGGAAGGACGAAGAUGUGUACACAUUCUUUGAGCCAGAACUCCCAUCAGACAUCAUCCCAGCCAUUGCACGGUCCAGACCAUCAUCUGAUAGUGGUGGAACCAGAUCAUCAUCAGUAGGAGGGGACAGAAGACCGCCUUCAAAGUCAACACACCACAACAACAACAACAACAGCAAAAGCAGUUCAAAAUCUUCCUCCUCUAACUCUAACCACCACAACAACAAGGCCUCAUCACAGAGAUCUCUUCAGACAACAAAAAGCGGUUCCAACAACCAUAGCUUAGGGAACUCAAGACGUCCUUCACCGGAGAAAAUCUCUUGGAACGUGCUUGACCUCAAAGGAGAGAACUACUUCUCUUGUGCGGUUGGUCGCACACGCACCAGUGCUAGAUACCUCCUUGGCUCUCCUGAUGAUGUUGUUUGCUUCCUUGAGAAGCUCGCCGACGCGCCAGCGCCUAACUCAUCUUAGAUUCCUAGACUGUCUGAACUGUGAGAGUUCUUGUAACCCCAAUAAGUAACCAUUACCAGACUUUUUUUAGUGGUUUUGAUUCUAAUCUAAUAAAGAGUAGAUCAAGUGAUGAAUAAAAAUACUUAGAAUAAUCAAACUGUAACACA